AUGAACUGCAGCGAUGCGCGGCGGCUGCAGGCGCUGCUGGGCGCGGUGCUGCGGGAGCUGCGCGGCCACGGCAACUCCAGCGCGGCCCCGCAGGGACCCGGACCCGACCAGGGGGCGGACGGCUCGCUGUACAUCCUGCUCAUCAUGAUCUUCUACGGCUGCCUGGCCGGGGGGCUCAUCCUGGCGUACACCCGCUCGCGGAAGCUGGAGUCCAAACACGACCCCUACCACCUGUACAUCGAGCGGGACUGGGGCCCCCGCGGCCCGGGGCAGGCGGCCGAGGAGGGUCCGGAGGGGCAGCGGCUGUGAGAGCGCCGGGACCGGCAGGAGGAAGGGUCUGUCCUGCGAGGGCAUCGCUCCUGCUGCCCUCCGGCUUGGGACUACAGACAGCCAGAGACUGCGGGGGAAGCGAAACCCAUUGCUCUUGUGCAGUCGCACAGCGCUCAAGGCCUGUCGUGCGACAAACAGCAGAGGCACAACACCACGUUCUCAGUGAAAAUACUUACAACCCAAGGAUCUGGCUCAAAUUUUGU
Molecule: messenger RNA, 533 nt
Organism: Chiroxiphia lanceolata (lance-tailed manakin)
Lineage: Eukaryota; Metazoa; Chordata; Aves; Passeriformes; Pipridae
Gene: KCNE5
Product: potassium voltage-gated channel subfamily E regulatory subunit 5
Exons: 2
Coding region: 1-309 (102 amino acids)
Biological process (GO): ventricular cardiac muscle cell action potential; regulation of heart rate by cardiac conduction; membrane repolarization during action potential
Cellular component (GO): membrane
Molecular function (GO): transmembrane transporter binding; delayed rectifier potassium channel activity; voltage-gated potassium channel activity involved in ventricular cardiac muscle cell action potential repolarization
Source: RefSeq, a predicted model, not a curated record